Engraulis encrasicolus (European anchovy) is the source of this 4414-nucleotide messenger RNA. RefSeq names its product dentin sialophosphoprotein. The coding region runs from base 50 to 1591 and encodes 513 amino acids. The record is from RefSeq and is a predicted model, not a curated record. Lineage: Eukaryota; Metazoa; Chordata; Actinopteri; Clupeiformes; Engraulidae. The transcript is spliced from 6 exons.
GGAGGAGGAGGAGGAGGUGGAGGUGCCGGAGGGGGUGAGGGAGGUGGACAUGGAUGCUGCGGUGGCCGCUGCCUUUGGGAGGGUGUCCGUUUCCUCGAGGGUGGACGAUGCGUUCCGGAGCGCCUCUGGCUCGCGGGACUCGCUGCAGUUCUCGGGCGCGACGGCGCGGUCGGAGUCGGAGGACUCUGGCGUGGACGUGGUGGGCAGCAGCGGGCCUGGAAGCCCCUGGUCAUCGCACCCACACCAGCACGCCAUGGUAACCGGCAUGGGCAUGGACAUGGGCAUAGGCAUGGGCAGCCACGAUACCACGCACGAUGACCCCUCAAGGUCGAGGGGGUCAGAGGUCACGGAUGAUAGAGGAGAGGCCACUGUUCACACAGCAGCAGACGACCACCACCACCAUCACCAUCAUCCCCUCCCCGUCAGCUCCUCAUCCCCUACCCUCUCCACACGCUCCUACUCCACCUCCUCUUCUUCCUCCCUGUGCCAGUCCGUGGGCUCGGAGCUGCGAUGCCCUCCGCCGCUCUCCCUUGGCGAGGGCACUUCCACCACUGCCACCACUGCUCCCCACCCCACAUUGGAGCGGGCGCUGCAGCGGGCAGACCCGGCAAGACGGCAGAUCCCGCGCCGAGGGCUGUCGUUGGUCAGCCGAGGGGACGACAACAAGCCCUCUUCGUUGCAGAGGCGACGCAGCGCCGCCAGUCACAGCAGCCACGCAAGCCACACGAGUCAUGGAGAGGGCACACGGGAGCACAGGGGUCAAAGGUCACUGAGCUUCAAGCAGGGCGGAGGAGCGACUCAGACUCAGAGUGCUGCAGUGGAGAGGCAGGACAGUGCAGCCACAGACACCGGACUACAGACCACAGACAGCACAGACAGCACAGACACGGACAGCAGACUCCAGAGCCAACAGACCCACACAGAAACAACAUCUGAAUCCACAAUCAGCAGGCUGCAAGCACAGGCCUCAGGUGUGUCGCAGGACGGCUGGGCGGAGCUCUCGCCUGGCUUCCUGUACCUGGAGCAGGUGUGCCUGAUGCUGGAGCGGUUCGCCAAGCUGCAGGCACACCAGCGCGGACUGCAGACCGAGAUGGAACAGCUCCGCAACCAGCAGAACCACAGGCCGCAGUACAGCACUCAGCAUUCUGUUGCGGAGCACUGCGUCAGGGUACAGGUCACGUCAUGCGACGGCGAUCAAACAGAUUACGCGGAAACCAUGGCAACGCAGGCGCUCCAUGGCAACGCCCUGGGUCUCGACAUCCUGUCCGAGGUCCGGCGGAGAUCUUCGUCUGACGCGGGGCGGUUGACCACAAGCUACCAUAAUCGGCGGCGGAGUAAGAGUAUAGGAGACCUUCUGGAGGAAGAUGAGGAGGACACCGCACUCUCACCUGACACAUGUGGAGGCCAUGAGCUGGCCGGAGAGCGACAGGGAAGAGGAGCGCGGAUCAAACAGAAGAUCGCAUCUCUACGCAGGAAUGAGCCCCGGCCAGACAUGCAAGCUAUGAGGUCACAGACGCUGCCGAGGAAGAAGUCUAGUCUGCGCAGCCUGGGACAGUUCUUCAUGAAGCGCUCCAAGACCACAUCCACAUGAGCAGGGAAGCCGACAGAGGGGGACAAAGGGGUCACUUGUCCCGGGCCCAGGGAGAGAGGGGCCCAGAAUUAGUUCCUCAUUACAUUGUAUUGAUUGGGUUUGGGGCCCUUUCAGAUGUCGUCGUCCCGGGCCCAGCCAAAGCUGUCAGCGGCCCUGCACAUGAUACACACCACAGAAGCCAGGGACAGCUCUGUAGCCUGUGAUGGGACUAUACAGUCUUUGUUGAAAACACUCACCUGCAUCAUAACAACAUUGCUAUGACAAUGCAAAGAGUCUUAAGUAACCGAUUAAGACUUGGUCAUUAGCAUUUUGGUGACAAUAAGGUUAUACGAGAGGCUCUGUGCUGAGGGGUUAAAUGAAGAUUCCACAGCCACAUCCUAUCUGCUCCUUGGGCAAUUCUUCAAGAAGAAAUCCAAGACUGUGUCAUGAUGAUACAUACAGUAGAGGUCUUGGACAACGCUUAAAAAAAUGCCACAACAAUGUUCUUGUGACACAAUGAAAGCCAAGGACAUUUCUUCAAGAGGAGAGCCAGCCAACACAGUGUCCAUGUGACAGAAGACCGGGACAGUUCUUCAAGACGGGAUCCAACACCUUCUGACGCAAUAACGGCUGGGACUAAUCGUCAAGAUGAGAUCCAAGCUAGGGACAUUGCCUGGGGAAGUGCCUGGGGCCAUUCUUCAUGAAGCAGUUUAAAAACAGCAUCCUGGGAUGCUGGGACAAUUGAUCAAGAACUGCUCCAAAACACAGUGUCUUUGUAACAGAAGCCAGAGACAGUUCUUUAAAGGCGCACUGUGUAAUAUCUUUAGUAGUUUAUUUCCAGAAUCCAUGCUGCCCAUUCAAGAUGAGAUCCAAGCUAGGGACAUUGCCUGGGGAAGUGCCUGGGGCUAUUCUUCAUGAAGCAGUUUAAAAACAGCAUCCUGGGAUGCUGGGACAAUUGAUCAAGAACUACUCCAAAACACAAUGUCUUUGUAACGGUAACCAGAGACAGUUCUUUAAAGGCGCACUGUGUGAUAUCUUUAGUAGUUUCUUUCCAGAAUCCAUGCUGCCCAUUCACAAAUGUUACCAUUUUCACACAUACUUACCACCACCAUCAAAUUCGAAGUAUUCAUGGUGGCUGGGAAAAAUUGCAUUUUUCACACAUGAAAAGGGGGAUCUUCUCCAUGUUUGCCAUUUUGAAUUUCUGGAAAUAAACAUUUUUUAGCCACAAAACGUACUGUACUUUCGUCAUACCAUUACAUAUUAGUUUAUUAUUCAGUAAAUAAUCAUGAACUAGGUUGCAAUACCUUCUCUGGCCACCAUCCAAAACAGUGCACCUUUAAAAAGAGUUCCACAACCAUGUCCCUGUGACACAGUGAGAGUGUGGGACAGUCCUUCAAGGACAGUUUAUUUGUCAGACAGCUUGACCUCUAAGCGACCUUUUGUCCUUGGGCUGGAAUCCGCCAUCUUGGUGCUGUAUUGGUCUGUGUGAUGUGUUUACUUGUUCAUACUCAUGUUGGCUGUUUUUAGCUGAAAAAGAGAUGAAGUGAAAAGUAUACACAGUUGAAUUGCCUGUAUGCCUCACCCUUUGCAAGAGGAAAAAGCACUUGGUGAUGGUACCAUCCUCAGGGUACUUCUGAAAUUACUGUAAACGUGGAAACAUGGACACAUUGAGCGCCUUUGGACUGCGGACAAAUGUGCACAUUUGACUGUGAAUGUGGUCUAUCUAUGAGCGAACAAUUCCCCUCGUUCCCCUCGUUCCCACAGCCUCACACUCAUAGGACCGAGCUGCACACACCUGACCUUUGGCAUACAGUACCGCCCAGCCUUGGAAGGAAUGAGACAUUAAGGCUAUCUGCCUUGAAGGCUUCCUUCACUUCACCUCCCAUGCCUGUGUCCCUACCCUGGUCUGAGGCCUCCAAUCUGGGCACCCCUUGGGACCAUUGCUACCCCUCUCUGGGUCUGGUUCUGGGGCUACUCUCAACUGACCUCUGUCAUGGGCCUGCCUUGGGACCAUUGCUACUUCUCUGGGCCUUACACUCCCCGGGCCUAUACCGUCUACUGGCUACCGUAUGUCAUGGACAGGCCUCGGGGCCCAGGACUAGCUGCCUCUACUCUCACUCGUGGCAGCAGGUCUCUGCUUGUGAGGGGUUAUGAUUUGCCACCUUUAGCCCAGGUCUGUUGUUAAAGACUGAGUAAGGCUGCAAUUACUAUGUCAGUACAGUGCCUUGGGGCCACUAUGUGCUGAAGCACAGCAACCUCAGGAAGAACUCUCAGUGCUACAGACUUUAGUGUUGAUACAAUGGUUUAAGUACUACAAAUAUGGUUUGAGUGUGUAUAGACUACCAUGAGUGGUACUUCAGUUGCAUCUGUUAUUUAUCCAUUAUAUUCUUAUGAAACGAAAUUAAUUGUAACAAAUAUACACUUUGUAUUGAAAUCUAAAAAAACAAUCUGUCCUAAAUUGUCAUAUUCUUACCAUGUGAACUUUAUGUAGCACUACUGUAUGUAUAUGCAAAAUGUUAUGUAACUUCUGUACGAUGAUGCUGCUAUUCUUUGAACUUCCUCAAAACAAAAUUAAAAACCGUGAGACUUUGCCACUUAUGAUGUCACUGGCAUUGCUGGUGUGCAUUCCUGCAGGACAUGUCACAGCCACAGCAGUAUUGGAAUGGCCACUGACUGAAAAGAAUGUUCACAAUCAGAGCUCAGCAUCGAAUUCCAUCUGUGAUGCUGGCAUUCCGGCAUGUUUCUUUUCUACCAGGCGUGACCAGUGUUUUGCUUCAAAGUUCUGUUCACCUUGGACAUGAGCAUGAACAAUACUGCUUUUGUAGUCUUCCUGUUUGGCUGACA